AUGCGGAAAAUCCCAUUGAAUUUUAUCCUCCUGCACUACGUGUACAUCAUAUUCCUCGGUCUCCUAGGGCUCGCAGUGUUCUUACCUUACGGCAAUGUGAGCGGCAUCGACUCGUACUUCUUCGGUGUCAGUUCAUCGACGGAGUCUGGGAUGAACCCUGUUGAUCUGAAGGACCUCAAAACCUACCAGCAGCUUUUUCUAUACUUCGUACCCAUUGUGUCAAACUUGGGCUUCAUCAAUAUCCUCGUCGUUGUUGUACGGCUAUAUUGGUUUGAGAAGCGGCUGAAAGAAAUAGCGCCUUAUGUUCUCCGUCCACGUUCGCAAGCACGCAAGGGGAAGGGCAAACAGUCUGAUCAAGAGGCACAGUAUGGUGUAAUCGCCAAUGGACAAGGGUCUGCCGACAACGAGUCUCCGGGAGAGAAUAAAGCUCCAGAAAAGAUACUCGAAACAGGCUUCGAGACCGAAGCUCCAGAAAAAGGAAGUCUGGAACUAAGCAGGAAACCUACAGUUACCUUCGGCGACGCAUCCAAGGCCUUGUACAUCCCUCCACCUUGGGAACGUGAUAGAGGUUGUCCUAUCAUUGAGGUUGAUCAAGCCCCUAGCAGAGAUGACACAGACGACGAUGCGGCCAAUGAUACGAUUGACGAGGGAAGCCGUCGACAACUGAGCAACGUAUCUCUGAAUCGGACUGGUACCCUAACGUCUGUUCGGGCCCCCAGUAGACCUUAUGAUUCACGGAUUCGGCCUGCUGUUUCACUGUCCAGGGAUGCAAACCUCCCGGGACUUUCCUCACAGGCUACGUUAGGGAGGAACUCGCAGUUCUUGAACCUGACGACGGAGGAUCGGGAACGUCUUGGUGGUAUUGAGUAUCGCAGUCUUCGCCUGUUGUUGAAGAUUGUCAUAGCAUACUACGUGGGUCUCAACUUAUUGGGUAGUAUGUGCCUAGCAGCUUGGAUUCAGCAUGCGAAAGCCAAAUAUCAAGAUUACCUUGAUGAUUGCGCCCUCAACAAGGUCUGGUGGGCCUUUUACUCGGCACAGACGAUGGCGAAUAACCUAGGGUUGACCUUGACGCCGGACUCAAUGGUAACUUUCCAAGAUGCAACAUUCCCAAUGUUCGUCAUGAGUUUCCUUGCGUAUGCUGGGAACACUCUCUAUCCAUGCUUUUUGCGACUGGUGAUCUGGAUCAUGUUCAAACUUGUCCCAAAAGACUCGUCAAUGAACGAACCGCUCAACUUCCUCCUGAGCUAUCCACGUCGGUGCUAUGUGCUGCUUUUCCGCAGCCGGCCAACCUGGGCCUUGGCUGGAAUCAUCUUUGUCUUGAAUUUCGUCGAUACUCUUCUGAUUCUACUCCUGGAUCUCGACAAUCCCGCCGUAAACCAUGUUCCUGUUGGACCACGAGUUAUGGCAGCAAUCUUCCAGGCAGCAUCGGCUCGGCAUACUGGCACUGCCUCGUUCAACCUAGCAGACGUGAACCCGGCGGUGCAGUUUAGUUUGCUCGUCAUGAUGUAUAUUGCGGUCUUUCCCAUCGCAAUCACCGUCCGAGCUUCAAACAUAUACGAGGAAAAAGCGCUCGGUAUCUACUCUUCAGAGCCGGAGACAGACGAGAACAGGAAAGGGUACAUUUUGACCCAUAUGCGAAACCAGCUUAGCUUCGACCUGUGGUACAUUUUCUUAGGUAUAUUCUGCAUCUGCGUUGCAGAAUCGAAGAGGAUCAUGAACCCUGCUGAGCCAGGGUUCUCCGUCUUUGCAAUCUUCUUCGAAGCCGUUUCUGCAUACGGCAAUGUCGGGCUUAGCUUAGGAUACCCUGGCGCUUCUACAUCCUUCAGUGCCCAGUUCUCGAUCUUCAGCAAACUCGUGGUCUGUGCGUUGAUGAUCCGAGGACGCCAUCGAGGACUGCCGAGUCAGCUGGACCGUGCAGUCCUCCUACCAAGCGACCGCCUGAUAGAGGAUGAUCGUGUAACCUUUCAUAGAUCGAAGAGCUUGUGGUCGGAGUACCGCCCGUUGAACUUGAAGGUUCGGCGGUACCACACCCGAUGA
Messenger RNA from Aspergillus mulundensis, 2037 nucleotides. RefSeq names its product putative potassium uptake transporter. The transcript is spliced from 9 exons. Gene Ontology annotation, biological process: potassium ion import across plasma membrane; intracellular potassium ion homeostasis. The coding region runs from base 1 to 2037 and encodes 678 amino acids. Gene Ontology annotation, molecular function: high-affinity potassium ion transmembrane transporter activity. The record is from RefSeq and is a predicted model, not a curated record. Lineage: Eukaryota; Fungi; Ascomycota; Eurotiomycetes; Eurotiales; Aspergillaceae. Gene Ontology annotation, cellular component: plasma membrane.